This is a messenger RNA of Daucus carota subsp. sativus, 675 nucleotides long. RefSeq lists its product as uncharacterized. NCBI's taxonomy places the organism in Eukaryota, Viridiplantae, Streptophyta, Magnoliopsida, Apiales, Apiaceae. The transcript has 4 exons. The record is from RefSeq and is a predicted model, not a curated record. The coding region runs from base 133 to 480 and encodes 115 amino acids.
AGGUCUGUUUCUGGACUGUUCUCUGAGACAAGCAUCCAAAGCUCAUCUCUCUCCUCCACAAUCUCUCUCCGUCUCUCACUCUCUCUUGUGUACAGUUCCACCGCCAACGCCAAGCUUUCUCGGGAAACAGCCAUGUCAUCAAAAUCAAGGGUGCUUGCUAGGGUCGUGUCUCGUAGGUUCUCAAGUAGCGGCAAAAUAUUAAGUGAGGAGGAAAAAGCUGCUGAAAAUAUCUAUAUUAAGAAAAUUGAAAAGGAGAAGUUGGAGAAGCUCGCACGUAAGGGUCCUAAUCCAGAAGAAAAGCCACCAACAGGUUCGGCAGACUCUGGAUCUGCGUCUGAGGCUAAAGCUACUGGACAGAAAGCAGGAGACUCAACUGACAAAACCCGAAACUAUGUAGUUCUGGCUGGAGUUGUUGCUGGCUUGGGUGCCUUGGGGUGGUAUUUUCAAUCAAAGAAGAAGCCAGAAGAGGUCCAAGGCUAGGUGAUUUGGACGUUAUGCAAUCGCCUUAACAUAGUUACUUGUGAUGAAAAAUAACAACAAAAAAACUUUAAAACAUCUUAAGUUUCUGUUCUAAUAUUUUAGUGAAGUGUGAAUGGCAGAACUUCUAGGUGUUAUCACCAAUACAAUCUUGUGCAGAGUUUUAGCCAUUUUAAUGUUUCACAACUUAUCGUUGAA